UCGGUACUUCAGAACCUGUGAUACAAGUGGAUACAAGUUCCAUAAGUUAACUGUGCGUAAACCGUGUAAACACUAUUACAAAUUAGGAGCAGUUUAGAAUAGUAAAGAAAUUCGUUGGUGAUAAUUUACAACCAUGGAGUGGUUAUUUGGAAAGCGAGUUACUCCUGAAGAAAUGCUGAGGAAGAAUCAGAGAGCUUUGAAUAAGGCAAUGAGAGAUCUUGACAGAGAAAGAAUGAGAAUGGAACAGCAGGAGAAGAAGAUUAUCAUGGAUAUAAAGAAACUUGCCAAAGAUGGACAAAUGGAUGCUGUGAAAAUUAUGGCUAAAGAUCUUGUAAGGACUAGACGAUACGUGAAGAAGUUCAUGUUAAUGAAAGCAAACAUUCAAGCAGUUUCAUUGAAGAUACAGACAUUGCGCUCACAGAAUACUAUGGCACAGGCAAUGAAGGGUGUUACAAGGGCAAUGCAGAGUAUGAACAAGCAACUUAAUCUUCCUCAAAUUCAAAAAAUAUUGCAAGAGUUUGAAAAGCAAUCAGAGAUAAUGGAUAUGAAAGAAGAAAUCAUGAAUGAUGCGAUAGAUGAUGCAAUGGAGGAUGAGGGUGAUGAAGAAGAGAGCGAUGUUAUUGUAUCACAAGUUCUGGACGAACUGGGUCUACAAGUGACAGACCAAUUAUCCGGUCUACCACAAGCAUCGGGUUCAUUGAGUGUAGCUGGUUCAAAGCAACCGGUUGCGGCUGCUGCAGGAACCGAUGACGGCGGAAACCUUGCAGAUGCGGAUGCUGACUUGCAAGCCAGAUUGGAAAAUUUACGACGCGAAUAAAAUUUCAUACAGUUUGAUAGUUGACAGGUGUAUAAAGUAUGUAAAAAUGAAGAAUGUUCCUAUAAGCAUAUUUCAUUUUAUACGCUUACGGCUUUACUUUGUUGAUGCAAUGUGAUGCAAAUCGUAUAAAGUUGCUUUGAGCAAUUCCUUCGGAGCUGAUACACACAG
Dufourea novaeangliae is the source of this 985-nucleotide messenger RNA. RefSeq names its product charged multivesicular body protein 2a (gene Vps2). The coding region runs from base 134 to 817 and encodes 227 amino acids. Gene Ontology annotation, cellular component: ESCRT III complex; multivesicular body. Gene Ontology annotation, biological process: protein transport; endosome transport via multivesicular body sorting pathway; late endosome to vacuole transport. Lineage: Eukaryota; Metazoa; Arthropoda; Insecta; Hymenoptera; Halictidae. The transcript has 6 exons. The record is from RefSeq and is a predicted model, not a curated record.